Molecule: messenger RNA, 2060 nt
Organism: Alosa alosa (allis shad)
Lineage: Eukaryota; Metazoa; Chordata; Actinopteri; Clupeiformes; Clupeidae
Product: zona pellucida sperm-binding protein 4
Exons: 13
Coding region: 1-1995 (664 amino acids)
Biological process (GO): prevention of polyspermy; binding of sperm to zona pellucida
Cellular component (GO): egg coat
Molecular function (GO): acrosin binding; structural constituent of egg coat
Source: RefSeq, a predicted model, not a curated record
AUGCUACAAAUACCCCUGCAAGCCCUCAUGUCCAAACACCCGGUCAGUGCUGCUGGGGGUCCCAUGUUGUACUACCCUCCGGCUCCGUUUCCGGUCACUGCCUGUCCACCGCACUCCCAGCUGACGUGUACCGGUUAUCCACACCCCGGCUAUGACUCGCUCACCUCAACGACUACCAUAGCGCCUCAAACGGAGCAUCCUAGCCAGGGAUUGUCUCUGUUGGGGCCGCCAGCCGUCGUACCAUCCAGUGGUACCAAAGGCCAGUCCUCCACUGAUCUGUGGGAUGCUGAGAUAUCUGGGCCCCCCAAAGUACCACCUGGCCUGUCUCCCGUCCUCUCCUGCACUGUGGAUCGCCUGGUCGUUUCCCUGCCUAGCGCCAACCUCGACUCCAUCCAGCUCAGAGAGGCCGGAAACUCCUGGGUGUCGGUGGCCUCCACUCUGCCUCACUGCCGUUAUGAUGUGAAGUCCGACCUGAGGGGGGCGCUGCUGUCCUCUCCUCUCCCCGCCUGCCACUCCCGACAACCCGACAACCCCUCCAUCCUGUCACUGCCUGUGAGGUUCUGGGAUGUUGUGCUCGGCCGUUACCGUUACUUGAACCUGCUGUGCCCCGUCACAAGCCUACCGCCCACCACCACCACGGCUGCACCAACCACCCCGCCCACCACCACCACCACAAUGGACUCUGGUCAAUGGACUCUGCUCCCUCCCAUCCCGACCGAUUUGCCCUCCCCCGUCCCGAAGCCAGAGGUGCUGUGCUCCUCCCAGCACAUGACUGUAGCGCCUCCCCCUGGGCCGGUGUCUGCUAUAAUGGUCAAGGACCUGGAUGGGAAUGAGGUGAAACUGGAGGAUGCCCCAGUUCAUUGUGGGUACAAAGUGAGCAUGGGCAAAAGCAGCCACAUCACCAUCGUCCUGCCCUACGACUCCUGUCAUGUGACGAUCAAGGGGAAUCGGCACAGGGUGGUGUUGAGAUAUCAGCUGUGGGAUGGACGCAGCGCCGAGGCCCAGCUUUCCUGCCCUCUCCCUACGCCUCCCACAGGACCACAGUGUGAUGUGCCCAGUGAGAUAGCCUGUACUCCAGACCCAGUGUCUGCCUCACAGUGCCACAUGCUGGGCUGCUGCCACUGCCCUGCCACCGGAGCCUGCUACUACCCCAUGGACGAGUGCACGGAGGACGGCCAUUUUGUUUUCUCGGUCCCCUCCACCAUCAUGAGCCCUCCUCUCAACCCCGCCAUGCUCAUCGCCGGCGGCAACGCGUCCUGCCCCCCCUGGCGAGCCACCCCCGAGUACGCCCUGUUCAAGUUUCCGCUGGACGGGUGUGGGACCCACAAGUUUGAAGUGGGGGAGUCGGUGAUCUACAUGGUGGAAAUUCUGAACACAGUUCAGGCCAUCUCGUUAAACUAUGGCACCAUCACACGGGAGUCUCCAGUAAGGGUGCUGGUGGAAUGCAGGUAUCUCCCCGGGGCAGUGGUCAGUGUGGGCUACCUGGUGAAGAGGCCGUCCCUCGGCCCGGCCAUCCAAGCCCAGGGUGUGUUCGGUGUCCAGCUCAGGAUUGCUGAAGACCACACGUACACGUCCUACCACCCUCAGUACCACCGGCCCCUGGGCCUGCUGCUGGGGAAGCCCCUGUACCUGGAGGUGCGGCUGCUCAACCCCCCCGACUCCGACCUGGUGCUGCUGGUGCACUACUGCGUGGCCUACCCUCGCUCGGCACACGCCACCUGGGUGCUCAUCUACGACGGGUGCCCAAACCCACUGGAUCCUGUGCCCCAAGUCUACCCGACUCCUCCCCUUCCUGACGCGCCCAGUCAAACCCGCAGGUUCACAGUCUCCACCUUCCAGUUCCUGACCAAUGAGAAUAGGGAGGAUGCACCAGACCCCUCCCACUCAGACGAAGAGAUCUACUUCAUGUGCUCCACCGAGGUCUGCUCUCCCUCAGACGGGCCGUGCGUGGAGGGAUGCUUCAGCGACCCGUCUAAAGACGACACCAAACACUAAAACAACAACAACCUCAAACUCGACAAGACGCCCAGUCUCACACUGCUCCUGCUGUACUAAUAAAC